AUGGGACAAGUCACACAAGCACCGAAAAAAAAGUUGACCAAAAAGGAGAAAGCACGAAUCGAAGCUGAACGUGCAGAAGCUGCUCGUAUAGAACUGGAAAAGGAAAGGCAGCGACAAUAUGAAGAGGAACAGAAACGUAAAUUGUUGGAACGUGCUGAGGCUGAGAGGCGCCAGAAACAGGAAAUUCAGGAAAAUAAAAUACGAAGAGUGCAAUUGAAGGAUAGCUGCGAAUUUUUUGGUGUUUAUGUUUGUGGUUUAAUUUUAGACUACAAAAAACACAUCAACGAAAUUGGUGUAAAAAUUGAAAAGGAAAAGGAAUGGGAAAGGUAUAUGCGAUGCAACGGUCUCCCAAAUGCUUACGAUCCUGGUGAUUUAAGGAAGUACAUGCACAUGUGGAAACUGCAAAAUGAACAUUCAAACAAACAGGAAAUAAAUUGGCUGCUCAAUAUUGACGAAAGAACGAUUUUAACGCAGGAUCAAAGUAAAAUCGAUUUGACACGAAGCAAUUUAAAGGCCAAACAGCCCAUCUUAGGCGAUUCCUAUUCCAAACGAAUUAGAGAAAUUUUGGGUAUCUUGGCCGAAAUUGACGAAGCGAUCGACAGUGGAUUGCCGAGGGUAAUUAUCAAAGAUUUGCACGUCCUCAAACACACAUUUCGAACAUCUAUUUCGGAAUUUAUCGAUGAUUUCACAUUCAAAAUUUUGUCCAACAUUGAGCGCGACAUGGAACUGAGCAAGAAUGGUACAGUGGCUAGACACGCUUAUCAGUCGGAUAUAUUUAAAUCUCAGAUUUGGACUCUACGCGAAGUUCCUCAGCCACAAUUGAAUUCCAAAGAAAAGUUAAAAUUUGAAAGAAGUCACACUGAAAUUGAAUUUCCAUUGCUGGAAUUAGAGAUCACACUUCCUCCGUCUGUUAAAUGCAAAGAUUCCGCUAUCAGAGUAUUAUGGUUGAGCUAUGACCAUUUCAGCGAUUACAGUCCGAGCUAUUACAUACCGUUUAAAGUGGACGCAACAAUAGACAUAGGGAUGGCUACUCGUAGGGAAUGGCGUAAGCGCAAGGAAAUACUAAAAUCGGCCAAAGAAAAUGCUGAAGACGGCAAAUCGAAGAAAAACGAUGGAAUUAUUGAUGUGACGAAAAUUUACACCGAAUACGAGGACGAGUUAAGUAAAUCGGUGAGAAAACAAAAGGGGCCCGAAGGUCUCAAAUUGAAAGAGUUCGAUGUGAAUCUCCGCAAAUACCGAAUGGUUGGAGGCAUUUAUUGCAUUGAAUAUGUUAAGCAACCGCAGCAAGAUAUGAAAUUGAAUUCAAAAAAAUAUUUACGAACAGGUGAUCCAAUCGUCCGCAAUUACGAUUGGGAAUAUCGGACGAUUAACACUUUCGUUUCAGUUUUAUAUCCGAACUCCCUCCAACGAAAACAUUUUCAUCAAACUUACAAACCACCGGCGCCGGUCCUGCCAGGAGUUCGAAGACUACCGGAAGAAAUUGAAGCAGAAAUGAGAGAAAUGGAAGCCAAUUUGGACAAACUUGCAUCGGCCACUAUUAAGCUUCCCGAAGACACAAUCAUGUGGUUCGAACCACCCACCGUAUGUCGAUGGGAAUGGCCCGACGAGACAAAUCAUUCUGAGCGAAAAAAGAGUAAAAAGAAAUCUAAAACGAGAUCCAAGCACAAAACAUCCGCACCGCCAAAGAUCAUCGAAGAUUUCAAUUUGUUUAACAUACCGUCUGGACUGGAUAUGUAUUGCAUUAUGCAAGAGUUCGUCGUACCACGUCUCCCGAACGGAUACAGUAUUAAAAUUGAUAAGGUAGUCGGUGAUCGUCGUCGGAGUUCAUUGCUGAGAAGUACACGGAAAGAUUCCAGAGAACCAUCAACCAUUACUGCCAGACCAUCUUCAGUCAAUAUCAAACAUGCUCUGAUUGAAACUAAUUCCCCUCGUCCCCUUUUCCCGAAAGUAACGAUCAAACGUGAAUUGAAUGUGGUGGAGAAGAUCGACCGUUCAUCCAGUAUAGUUACCAGCUGCUCCAACGAUACCAACCAUUCGUCGGAACGUUCGAACGAUACCAUAAAAAAGGUUUACAUGUUCUCUAAGCUGCUGAAGGAUUUGGACGAACUAAAUGAAUUACAAUACCCGUACCCGGAGAAGCAAAUGGAGGAGAUAUCGGAAAGUUUAUCGAUGUCAGUUGAAGAAGAAGAACUGGAAACCGAACCCGAUUUUUCCAUUUCAUUUCUGCGAACUAAUGACUUUCCUUGGAACUUCAAUAAAAAACCGGAAAAAAGUGACGAACAGCCUCCCGAGGAAGAAAGUGAAGACAGUAGCGUCGACCAAAAUGGUGAAAUUGAAACUGAUUCGUCGUCGGAUGACGAAGACUGUACCAUUGGACGAUGGAGUUCAAGGGACGUGCAUGAUGCAAAAUUUAAUGAAGAUAAAUUGGCCAUUCAAUUCAAAAUUGGUCGGCUUGGAUGCUUCGGAUUAGCGAUUAAUUGGCACAGUAACUUACCAUUUCAAACAUGGGAGUUGAAGCCGGACAUAAAAUCGACUGUUCCUAACACAAUUUUGUUCAGUUUGUCCGCAUCGGUAGUCAACAUCGAAUUGUCUAUUUCGAAUAAAGGCAUCACACUGAACUCGUUUCAGGGUGGAAUUUCUACAAUCAUCCAAGAUGUCAUUGGUAACGCCAUGAGUUUCGAUGAUCUCAAAAACACGUUCACAUCAGCCGGUCUCAAUCUGUUCCCGGAAGAUGAUGCAUUUUGUUAUGCAGAAGGGACAUGCGAAAAGCACUAUGUGAUGGAAUCGCACUUGUACGACUGUAUGGCAGCUGUUGCAUUGACCCACAAUUUCACUUGGUCUCGAUGGAAUUUUAUGUCUGGCCGACGUUCUUGUGUUCUACUAAUGCGUGAAAUUGUUGAAAAUCGAAAAACCCCAAGCCAUUCCACUCUCCACGUUACCCCUCUGAAAGCAUCCCUUAUCGAUUGUACAGACGUUUCGCCAUGCUUCAAUCCGAUUGCAAUCGAAGGAAUGGAGUUUUACGCCGAUUUGCACCAACUGUCCAAGGCCCAUUCACAAACCGUUUCGCUGAUGAAACAGGCGCAAAUGGAUCCGAUACUUCGUAACAAUGUCAAGUUAAUCUUGAAAGCAACGAGGCCGCUGAGCUUUUGCUAAUACUUUUAAUUAACAUGUAAUUGUGAGUGUUGGUUUUAUUCGCCAGUCUAAUUUCCCAUUUUAUCGUAAUAA
Messenger RNA from Bradysia coprophila, 3225 nucleotides. RefSeq lists its product as uncharacterized. Gene Ontology annotation, molecular function: beta-tubulin binding; microtubule binding. Lineage: Eukaryota; Metazoa; Arthropoda; Insecta; Diptera; Sciaridae. The record is from RefSeq and is a predicted model, not a curated record.